AAGUGUGUUGGCCGCGCCGCGUGCCGGGAGGGUUGGCGGCCCUGGCCAGGUGGCAGGGCAGUGUGUGGCCAUGUCCCGGGAUGGCCGCGGUGGUGCCUGCCCGCGCCGUGCUCCUCGUCACCCUCAACAUCCUGCGGGUGCUGUGCCGCAAAUACGGCCUCUACCUGGCGCUGGGCCUCACGCUGGUGCUGCUGCAGGGAUACUCCGGCUACCAGGGGCUGCGGCGGGCGCGGGAGGAGCCGCAGGAGGGGGAGCUCGGCCGUGCCCUGCCCAGCGAGGAUGCCAGUAAAUCUCAGGUGGAUGUUGAGAGCAGAGUGUACCAGGUGGACAAAGGGGAUGCCGACAGCCACAACAAGGGGCCACCAGACCCUGUGGAGGCCAGCAGCCAAGAGUUGAGUCGUGACUGGCUGGGCAUCGACCUUCCAUGUACCAUCAGGAGUCGGGAGAGUCUGUCAGCCAUCAAGCGGGCCACGACGGACCACUGCAAGGCCCUCAUCGCCAACAUUACGUGCCAUAUUCAAGCCGGGACCUUUUACCCCAAACGGCUUCAGAGCUCCUGUCCUUCCAAUGGAAAGGUGCGGGGCAAGUACAUGGGCUGUUUUAUGGACAGCCGGGAGAACCGGAUCUUGAGGGGGCACGCCGGCCAGCUGAGGCGCAACACCCCAAACCUGUGCUGCGACAUCUGCUUCCAGCGCGGCUACAUGUAUGCCGGCGUGGAGUAUGGGAAGGAAUGUUUCUGCGGCAACGAGGACCUGCCCCUCCAGAUGAAGGCCUCGGACAAUAUGUGUGGCAUGGCGUGCAGCGGGGACGCCAAGUUCAAGUGUGGCGACUACCUCUACAUCAGCAUUUACCAAACAGGACUGGCCAAGUACACACCGGUGGCACUGAAGGGGUCGUCCACGCACCCAGCGAACAAGCCUGUGAGGAUUGCCUUUGUUCUCACCGUGAAUGGCCGGGCUAUACGGCAGCUGAGGAGGCUGGUCAAGGCGCUCUACCACCGGGACCACUACUUCUUCAUCCAUGUUGACUCCAGGCAAGAAUACAUGUACCGUGAGGUGUUGAAGCUGGAGGAACAGUACAGCAACAUCCGGGUGUCUCGCUACCGCCUCUCCACCAUCUGGGGGGGCGCCUCGCUGCUCAAGAUCCUCCUCCACUGCAUGGUCCAGAUCACCCACAUCAAGGAGUGGGAUUGGGACUUCGUUAUCAACCUCAGCGAGUCAGAUUACCCCAUCAAGAAGAAUGAGGAACUGGUGACAUUCCUAACAAACAACAAAGAACGUAAUUUCCUGAAGUCCCACGGCCACGACACCAACAAGUUCCUCCAGAAGCAGGGCCUGGACCGCACCUUCCUGGAGUGUGAGAACCACAUGUGGAGGAUCGGGGAGCGCCAUCUACCCCUUGGUAUUCGUGUGGAUGGUGGGAGUGACUGGCUGUGUCUGAACCGCGCCUUUGUGGACUACGUGGUGACCAGCCAGAGUCAGCUGGUGCGGGGGCUGAAGAAAGUUUACUCCUACACUCUCCUGCCGGCGGAGUCCUUCUUCCACACUGUCCUCCGCAACUCUGAGUUCUGCCAAAGCUUCACCGACAACAACCUGCACAUCACCAACUGGAAGAGGAAGCUGGGCUGCAAGUGCCAGUACAAACACAUCGUGGACUGGUGUGGCUGCUCCCCCAACGACUUCACUCCGUCUGACUGGGGGAAGCUGGAGGGUUCAACCUCGAGGAAUUUGUUCUUCGCACGUAAGUUUGAGGCCGUCAUAAGCCAGGCCAUAAUAAACCAAGUGGACGGCUGGCUCUACACUCCAUACUACACCUCCACGCCCGGUCUUGAGAAUUACUGGGAGAAUCGCUACCACCACGAAGACAUGCCACAGACCAGCAUGGAUGUGGGCCUCACCCUGCACCACUCCGGGGCCAGACUCAGCACCCGGGCGGUGGGGCAGCUGGCCACCACCAGCAGGAACAAAUGUGAAGUGUACGCCACCACGGUGCUGACGGCCCACUCCUACCACCACAGCGACACUCUGAAGGGUGUUCUGAUAGAGUACGCGGCGAGGGCUGAUGACGCAACCUUCCACCUCGAGACUUGGAUAUUCCCCCACGUCAAAUACAUGCCACCCUUUGAGAAGCCCAAUCACAGGCUGACAGAUCUUGAGGUUGGAACAGACUUUGACGUGAAGGAGCAGGUCUUCCGCAACUUCGGGGUUCCUCUGGGGCCCAACAGUGACGUGACGGUGGUGACGCGCUGGUCGGCGGACGUGGCCGUGGAGGAGCAGGCCGGAGAGGAGGACAGCCUGCAGCACCCUCACCUCGUCCUGGCAGACCCCACCAUGACACUCGUGGCUGAAGAAUUCCUCACCUUGGAGUCUGGAGAACAGAUCUUGCCGCACACCUUCACGCUGCGUAAGCCACUCCUGCCAGGGGCCUGGACGGUCAGGGUCAUCAUUGACGGUGCUGCUGUGGCCUCUCACGCCUUCCUGGUCCUGCCCCAGCAGUUCAUCCAGGGUCGCCAGAUAUCGGUCCAGAAGGCCAGGGAGCUACAUCGUGGGCCAUCAGAACCCUACACAGAUGACGACCUCUCCCACCUCACGGCUCUGCUCAGCCUGAGUAAUCCGGGCAAUGCCUCAGCCAAGGAGAUGAUCAGCCACCACUCCAACCUGUAUGGUCCACAACUCUCUCAGUGGAUAGAUGAACUUGUCAGCAGGUUCUACACCAUCCAAGACUCAUGUUACGUGGACAGCGAGCAAGUCCCCGAGUGUGUCCGCUUUCUGCUGGACUCCUGCUCCCACUCCUCCUGGAGCUCCCUGGCGCCGGACCCCAAAGCUGAUCUCGGUGAGGUUGACGCCAGAACUGGAAGAAUCUCGGAUCCAUAUCGCAUCGGAAAUAGAGAGUUUUAGAAGACCUAUUUUUAUUAAUAUAUUCAACUAUUAUCACUAAUCUAGAGCCCUUUCUAAAUAUCAUCAACCAUAUCAUCCCGAGCUUGGAAGGCAGCUGUAAUGUCUCCACUUUCAUAUCUUCCCACGUACCUUCUACUACCCUUUUAGUGUCCUUUUACAUUACAUUGCUGGGGCCAAUAGAUAUAUGGAUAGUAUCUGAUGCUCUGGCAUGUUGCAAAGUGUUGGCUGUGUUCUGUUGGUACGUAGGAAGCCUUCAAGUCUUAGAGAGAGAUAGGAAAAAUUGUGAUACUUCAGUUGACAGUUAAUAUUUAUAGAAAUGAUAUACAGGAGGUUCUCGGGUUACGACGGAGACACGUUCCUUAAGACGUGUCGGAACACACCUAAAUAAGCACCCACUUAUGCUAACGCAGUAGUAAAGUCAUACGAGUGGAAUGUAAACAACAUGCCAGCCUCAGUGCAACGCUUGGUGAUGACAUAUUCUUCCACUGCACUCAACAAACUAGUUCCCGCGUAAGCAUCAUAAGUCGAAACCACGAAACGUCGUAGGUCAAGACUGUCGUAACCUGAGGAUUGCCUGUAUUGAACAUUUAUAUGUGUAGGGAGCUGUGUCAUGCUGGAAACAUGGAGAACCAAAAAUCUAGUUUACUUAGACUUGCAUUUAAACCUUUUUUCUACACAAGUGACAUUGAAGUUACAGUAACAGUACGCUGAAGCUUUAAAUUGCACCUACGGUCGUGAUUAGGCAAUGUUGUGUGUAUAGGAGCACCAUCAUCAUCAUAUAAUUUCAAAAUAAUGACCAAACAAAUUUUUAAGAUUUAUUUUUCACUUUUGUAAAAAAUGGAGUCAAAUUCCUCAGUCAUUUGUUCACCAAUUUUUCUUACUCGCAAAUUAUAUACUUUCCUGUUAUCAUAACAAACAUACCUAUGUGAUUACUUUUUUUAAUAUCUGGUUUCAUUUACUUGAUAUUAGAUAUGGAAAAAAGGUGGCCUUUUUAUAUAUGUUUUUUCGUUAAUAGUUGAACUUGGGGUUUGUUUUAUCAAUGUCAUGCAAAAAAAAAGCGAUCUUUUUUUUUUAUUUAUUUCGAGUUUUCAGAAAAACGCAAUUAAAGUUUGGUUUCCAUCUUCAUGCCCCAGUGAAGUUGCAGUGUCACAAAUCUCCUUUUAUAUGAAUGGUAUGGAUUCAAUAAUCACAUACCAAUGCAUGUACAUAAUGAUAUGAUGCCUGGUCCCCUUUUAUAAAAGGUAAUAGCUGUUCAAGGGCGAGUGUGUCAGGACACACCAAGCCCCUCGUUGUUGCCAGGUUUGGUCUAACAGUUCCCCGGUGCAUAUUCCUCACUGUUACUUCCACUGUCCUUCUUCCUCUUCAUCCCCUUGGUUGGAGUUUUUCUUUUCUCUCAGAGUUCUAAUCCUAGUUUUUUGUGUGCGGCUAAGGUUCCCUUCCAACCAGUGUUCCCCACGCUCAGAGGGUGGAGGCCAUGGCGUGCCAUAAUGAAAGGCGCUAACUGAGUUGGGAGACUCACUAGAAUGCACUGAUGUGUGAUUAUUAUGCAUUAUUCAUUGAAAAAAGCACAUUGUAAAGAUACCCAGUGUUCCACGCCCACACGCAGGGUAUUUAAACUCCUUCGCUAGGGGCAUUUAAAUUCAUGGUAGACAAAAAAAUACACCACCACUCAAUGCCUCUAAGCCAGUAGAUGUUGGGACAACAUGUAACUCAAUUUUUAUUUCAAUAUUUGAUGGCAUACUCUCCCCUUAAUGCUGAUUUAUAAUAUAACUAAGCAGUCACUUCUGAUUCUAUUUCUAACUGAUUAGGUGUUUGUGAGGAGUUACAAAUGCCAGUUGUUAUUACAUAGGCUAAGCUUAUCUGAUCACAAAACUGAUAUUCUACUUUACUAGGUCACAAUAUUGUACAGAGUAACUUGUCUCCACUCAUCCCAUUACUUCACCCUAGUCAGUCUGGCUCUGGCACAAAUGGAGUCAAGUUUAGAGCAAUAAAUAAUGUCAUAUCAGCAUGUUGAAGGAAACGUGUGAUAUCUACUAUAGGGUAGCGGCCAACUUGUUGAUAGAUUUGUAUCCGAAAAAUUGUGAUGAGAAGCGCCAUGAUUGUUUCUGAACCCGAGUCGUUCACCUUUAGGGGGGAGGGAGUGGCAUUAACCUGUUCAUGGCAGAGGUGGGAGAUUAAGUUACUUUCAGGUUUCACAAAAAAACUUUUAAAUUACAUAUCUUGCACAAAUGUCUUUUUUACUUAUAGGAGGUUAAUUCUAUGACAGCUGGAACUUUAUGAAUUGCUCAAUAUUAAAAAUGGUUUGUGCCAUAUGUUUACAAAAGCAUGAAGGUUGAAAGAGUUGAACUGACAUAACUUACAUAGAGGUCUCAGAAUGUUGUAGUUGGAGUCAUGUAAUAUGUGGUCAUCAAAUUUUUUUAAACCAACCAUUCUCCCGAUACUCAAUCGCUGGUACUUUCCCACAGCACCAGUUCUGUAUUUUACUCAAAAAUAUAACAAACCUCUAUUGUGACACGAGGAAGAGGUCAGUUGCAGUAUUUCAUUCAAUCUGAGUCCCAUCAAGGCACGUCAGUCACAGUGUCAUCACCAGAGCAAAUCUGAAAAGAGGGACAUACAAUUACAAUUCAACUUAAUACUACACAACAAGUGCCAUACUAUGAGCAUAAAAACUGAAAAGUGCAGCUACAAAAAACAUGUUUUAUACUGCAUGAGGUGGCAUAUCAAGUGGCAUCAAAAACAUGGUAAUGCAAGCAUCAUAGCAUCAUAAACAUGGUAAUGCAAAAAUUGAAGUUACUCUCCCAAUUCUAGCCAUGCUGUUAUGAACUUUAUUACCCAGACUAAAGAUUACUAUUUUUUCCUUUUGUUUUUCAUAACUCUGUCUUAGUAAUCACAGGAGGUUUUAGGCUCAUUUCUACAUCUUCAAGUUUAUCAGAAAAUUUGUGGGACCACUGUAUUGCAUUCCUUUAAGAGGCCAGUCUCCAUUACCUCGCUUGAGUACAUGUAAAAUUACCUGUGGUGAGAUUACUUCAUGCAAUGUGUAUCAUAGUUACCGGUCUUCAGUUGUUUAGUGGCAUUUAUUAAUAUUAAAUCAAUAAUUAUGUCUCAUCUUGCAAUUUGAGAGUUUGUGAUUUGUUCAUGAACUGUAUUUGCCAGCAUCAGAAUAACAAUAUUCAUGUUGCUUGACAUCGGCAAUAAUUUUCCACAAGUACAUGUUUCCCUUCAAACACCUGGCUAAUACACUAGCAUGAGUGUUGUGAUGCUGCAUUUUUACAGUUAUUCUGCCCAGGGCAGUGUAAAGAAUUUAAUUAGUUAUUUGUACUGUUGUUGUUGAUGGAACAAUGCAGCUGAGUACAGAACCAUGAACUGUAGAUAAAACGGCUGACCUGCCAAUCUGCCAGCAUCACAAUUUCAGUUGGUUGUGUCUCGGCUGUUUUCCUUCCCCCCAAACUCUUCUGGCACAUUGUUAAUAGUGCACAGUAAUGUUUUGUUGUGUAUCUAGUUCAUAUGGACAGAGAAUACUCAUUUUGUGGUAGCUACUCCGAGGUCUUGUGUGCACAACCUACUGUCAUCACCUUUAAGUGUUGCUCCUGUUCUUAUAUAUUAGUCUGUCCUUAGAGAGUCUAGCCAGUUACAUAUAUUUUUAUGGUUGUUUGUUAGUGAAAAUGCCAAAGAAUAAGAAAUGAGCAAACUAUCAUGUUUGUAACCAUAUCAUAGUUUGGGUGGCGAGAGACUGUGAUUCACUCUACUACAUUAGGUAUAGGGAAGAACUGUAUGCAUAAGGUAUCACUUUGUUUGAGGUUGUAGUUAUUAUUCUGAAGUUGUAAGAUCAAAUUUGUAUCAGUAUUUUGUGAAAUUUUUGAAAGUAUAAAUCAAUAUAUUACAGUUGUUAACAUUCACU
Molecule: messenger RNA, 6795 nt
Organism: Eriocheir sinensis (Chinese mitten crab)
Lineage: Eukaryota; Metazoa; Arthropoda; Malacostraca; Decapoda; Varunidae
Gene: oxt
Product: xylosyltransferase oxt-like
Exons: 17
Coding region: 81-2897 (938 amino acids)
Biological process (GO): chondroitin sulfate proteoglycan biosynthetic process; heparan sulfate proteoglycan biosynthetic process
Cellular component (GO): membrane
Molecular function (GO): protein xylosyltransferase activity
Source: RefSeq, a predicted model, not a curated record